This is a messenger RNA of Apaloderma vittatum (bar-tailed trogon), 465 nucleotides long. RefSeq names its product ankyrin repeat domain-containing protein 55-like. Lineage: Eukaryota; Metazoa; Chordata; Aves; Trogoniformes; Trogonidae. The record is from RefSeq and is a predicted model, not a curated record. The annotation marks the transcript as partial. Gene Ontology annotation, molecular function: protein binding. The transcript has 5 exons.
AUGGAUUUCAGUUCCUCGUCAGUAUUUGAUCAGCACAAAGGUGAUGCAGCAGAAGAGAUUGACUUGACUGUGGUUUACCAAGCAGCAGCUAAUGGCGAUGUGAACACACUAACUGCAGUGAUCCGAGAAGAUCCUUCCAUACUAGAGUGCUGUGACAGCGAGGGUUGCACACCUUUGAUGCAUGCUGUGUCAGGACGCCAGGUUGAUACAGUGAAGCUUCUGUUGAAGAUGGGAGCCAAUAUUAACACUCAGGAUGCUUGUGGACGUACCAGUUUAUCUCUGGCAACUUAUCUGGGCUGGCUGGAAGGCUGUGUCAGCCUGCUCAGAAACGGUGCUAAGCAAAAUAUACCUGACAAAAACGGGAGGUUACCACUCCAUGCUGCUACCGCAGAACCUGAUGUGAGGCUUCUGAACGUGCUCCUGCAGCAGUCAAAUCUUAGUGAAAUUAAUCAUCAGGACAAUGAG